AGGGUGGUUGGGUGGGUGUGUGGGUUUCUGUAUCGGGGCUAUUUAACAAGUGCUGACUGUGAGGAUCACCCCAGUCAGUCAUGGGUCGUCCUGGGAUUCAGAUGUGGACAUGGACACUGUGUGUCCUCUUGAGCUGGAUGUGUGUGGGUCAAGUUCUGGCAGGACCGCAGUACAUGGUAGCCAUUCCUGCGGUUCUUGAAGCUGGAGCUGAAACCAAAUUCUGUGCAAGUCUCCUGCAGCCCAAUGAGACUGUGGUCAUGACUGUCACUCUGAGGUCCCAAGACAAGAACACAACUCUUCUCAAACAAAUAAUCAGUGAAGAGUUUCAUGCCUGCAACCAUUUUCAGGUUCCUGUAGUGCAGAAUCAAGAGGUGCAGAGGUUCGAGGUGGAGGUACAAGGCGACACAUUUUACUCAAAAGAAGUCAGGAAAGUCAUGAUCAGAGUCUAUCAACCGAUGACAUUCAUCCAAACAGAUAAACCGAUGUACCUCCCUGGACAAACAGUGCAUUUCAGAGUCGUUACACUUGAUACCAGGUUUAGACCUGCCAGUCGACUGUACAAUAUAAUUGAAAUUGAGGAUGCUAACAAUAACCGGAUUGGACAGUGGCUGAAUGAAACAUCCAGUGGUAAAAUAUUGCAGCUGUCUUACUCCUUGAACUCUGAGGCUCGUGAAGGAUCCUACCAUGUUAUUGUCUCAUUUGGUGAAGAAAAAAUCUAUCACAGCUUCAAAGUGGAGAAAUAUGUUUUGCCUAAAUUUGAUGUGAAAAUUGAUACAUCUGAUGAAGUAAGUAUUGAACAGGAGGAAAUAAAGGCUGAAGUCUGUGCAAAAUAUACAUAUGGACAACCUGUGCCAGGCAGCGUUAAAGUUAAGGUGUGUCGACCUCUUGACAGUUAUUAUGGCCGCAUUAUAUUCGCUCCUGACAAUCCAGAGGGAAUCCCUGAGAUAACAGCCCCAUGCCACAAGGAGACAGUGCAGACAGACAAGACAGGCUGUGCCGCUUUUACCUUCAAGAUGUCAGCUUUCACAAAAGUUGACCAAAAGGUGCUGCGGGAUCACCUGGACCUCAGUGUCGAAGUGGAAGAGGAAGGGACAGGGAUUUCACGCCCACAACAGAAGAGGAUCCAGAUUUCAUAUGUUAUUGGAAGACUGUCCUUCAUUGACACACCCAAGAUUUAUGACCAGGGAUCAAAUGUGGAGGGAAAAGUUAAAGCAGUUCACUACAAUGAUACACCCAUUCCUGACAUGGCAGUCUACCUGUUAGAGGGUGAAAGGUGGUCAACACGUCAGCUACAGAAUCUCACCACUGACAGCGAUGGUGUUGCCACAUUCUCAUUUAGCACAGCUCACCUCCAAGGGGACAUCCAACUCCAUGUUAGCAGUGCACCGACACUGGACUACUCUGUUUACAGAACUGUAUACUAUGAGGCUGGACGUCAUAGAGUGUCUGUGGCCCAACUUCCUUCUCCUGAUACUAAAGUAGUCAGCUCCCUGGAGGUGAUGAAGAAGGAUAAGCCUCUUACUUGCGAAAGAGAAGAGGACAUCUUUAUCCGAUACACUGUGGUUGGAGAGAAGCAGGGCUCUGUGGAUGUAAUGUACCUGGUCUUAUCCAGAGGAGCCAUUGUCAUGCAAGGAUUUAAACAGGCUGAAGUGCAAGAUACAUCAGUGAAUGAGGGGGAGGUGUCCUUUAAGUUGAGUGUGCGACCAGAAAUGGCACCAGACGUCCAGGUCGUGGCUUACGCCAUCCUCCCCAGUGAGAAUGUGAUCGCCCACAGUGCUGACUUCUCCAUAGAGAAAUGCUUCAGUCACAAGGUGUCGCUGGAGUUUUCUCCAUCUUCAGCUGUCCCAGGAGAAGAGACCACCAUGCAGGUAAUGGCCCAGCCAGACUCUCUUUGCGGUGUGAGCGCUGUUGACCAAAGUGUCCUCAUCAAGGAGCCAGGGAACACUCUGAAUGCAGACAAGAUUUUCAACUUGUUGCAUGUCAGCAAAGUGUCCAAUGUUCCAUAUGAGGUUCAAGAUCCUGUAGAGUGCGUACAUGUGAGACCAAGAAGAUAUGUUCUGCCAUAUCCUGGACAAGAGAUUGAUGAUGCUCAUACAGUUUUCCAGAACGUAGGACUGAAGAUGGCAACAAACAUGGUUAUCCGAAUGCCUUCAUGCCUCAAGUACAAAGGAAGAGAGUACCACCAUGGCCACGGCCACUAUGGUUUAAGAUAUAGCCCAAUUCCUGUAGCAGUCAUGGAUGUACAGGUAGGUGCAUCACCCCUUGUGGGAGCCUAUCCUGAUGCUCCACCAAUAGAGACAGUCCGCACUUUCUUCCCUGAGACUUGGAUAUGGGACCUGGUGGAAGUUGGAGAGACUGGAACAAAGGACGUGUCCCUCACUGUACCAGACACCAUCACCACCUGGGAGACGGAGGCUUUCUGUCUGUCCCAGCAGGGAUUUGGUUUGGCACCACGUAAAGAAAUCAGGGUCUUCCAGCCCUUCUUCCUUGAGCUCACUCUGCCCUACUCCAUCAUCCGGGGGGAGCACUUUGAACUGAAAGCGACCACCUUCAACUACCUGACCAGUUGUAUCAUGGUCUCUGUGACUCCAACACCCUCCUUAGAUUACACCCUCACCCCCCUCUCUGGUAAUGAGUACAAGUCCUGUUUGUGUGGCGGUGAGCGAAAGACCCUCAGCUGGACCAUGGCCCCCUUAAACUUAGGGGUUAUGAAUGUGACUGUGACUGCUGAGGCUGUGGCAUCUGAUGUUUCAUGUGACAAUGAGGUCGUGAGCGUGCCAGAGAGAGGUCGUAUCGACGUGGUCACACGAUCUCUCAUUGUAAAGGCUGAGGGAACUGAGAUGACAAAGGUUCACAACUGGCUGCUCUGCCCCAAAGGAGAGGCUUUGACAGAAGAAAUAGACAUACAGCUCCCUGAGAAUGUGAUUGAUGGAUCUGCCCGUGCUUCACUAUCAGUCCUGGGUGACAUCCUGGGUCGAGCCCUGAAGAACCUGGAUGGGCUGCUGCAGAUGCCGUAUGGAUGUGGGGAGCAGAACAUGGCGCUCCUGGCUCCCAACAUCUACAUCCUCCAGUACCUGAGAAACACACAGCAGCUGACCCCGGCCAUCAUGGAAAAGGCUACCAACUUUCUGACCAGUGGCUACCAGAGACAGCUGAACUACAAACAUAGUGAUGGUGCUUACAGCACAUUUGGAUCAGGAUCAGGGAACACUUGGCUGACUGCUUUUGUGUUGAGAUCUUUUGCCAAAGCAAAGUCUUUCAUCCACAUCGACCCAAAAAAUAUCGAACAGUCUAAGACUUGGCUGGAGAGCAAACAACGAGAAAAUGGCUGUUUCCAACAGUUAGGAAAACUCUUCAACAACAGAAUGAAGGGUGGUGUGUCUGAUGAAGUGACUCUCAGUGCUUACAUCACUGCUGCCUUCUUGGAGAUGAAUAUGUCUGCAGAUGAUCCUGUAGUGAAGAACAGCCUGUCUUGCCUCAAGGAGUCCAUUGGCGAGCUCAGCAACACCUACACUGUAGCUCUGAUGGCAUACGUCUUCACCCUGGCAGGAGACAUGAACGCCCGUGCUGUCCUUCUGCAGCACCUGGACACAGUUGCUCUAAAAGAAGGGGGUAUCCUCCGAUGGUCUCAGACAGCUACAGAAACGUCAGCCUCUCUGUCUGUGGAGAUCGCCUCCUAUGUGCUGCUGGCCAAACUCAGCGCCUCCCCCACUGCUGAAGACCUGGGCUACACCUCUCGCAUCGUCAGAUGGUUGACAGGCCAGCAGAACUAUUAUGGAGGCUUCUCCUCCACACAGGACACAGUGGUGGCUCUUCAGGCUCUGGCUCUUUACUCCACUCUGGUGUUCAGUCCUGAAGGUUCAAGCACGGUGACAGUCCAGUCCCCCAGUGGCCAGCUGACAUUUGAUGUGAACCAGAACAACAAACUGCUGUAUCAGGAGAAGAUACUGCAGGAUGUGACAGGAAAGUACAGCCUGGAGGUGAAAGGCACUGCAUGUGCUUCAAUGCAGAUUUCUCUUCACUACAACAUCCCAACUCCUACCGAUGUCACAACCCUGAGUGUCGAGGUCAAACCAGAGGCUGUCUGCACCAGCAAAUCUCACAGACCCAAGUUCACCUUGAGGACAAAGUCUCUAUACAGUGGUAAGGAGACCACUACAAACAUGGUGAUCCUGGACAUCAAAAUGCUUUCUGGUUUUGCCCCUGACCCAGAGUCUUUGAAGCGGCUCAGAGGUGCCCUGCUGGUGGAUCGUGUUGAACAAAAGGAAGAUCAUGUUCUGGUGUACAUGCGAGAGUUACCAAAGGACAUAGGCAUCAACCACAGCUUAGAGAUCAUACAGGUGCUCCCAGUGCAGAACCUGAAGCCGGCCGUGGUCAAGAUCUAUGACUACUACCAGCCAAGUGACCAGGCUGAGACAGAAUACACCUACCCUUGUGCUGCAGCUUAAAGAGAGAAGUCGGAUCAGUUCUGCGCUCGUUAAGAUACUCCAUAUCUGCUGGUGUAAACGCACAAACUAACAGCAAACACUUGGUUAACACAUUUACUGUGUGACUACUGUAUGUGUCUGAAGUCAAACUCAUGCAUAAUGGAGAAUAAAAUACUGUCAUAUGAA
Molecule: messenger RNA, 4613 nt
Organism: Lates calcarifer (barramundi perch)
Lineage: Eukaryota; Metazoa; Chordata; Actinopteri; Centropomidae
Product: alpha-2-macroglobulin-like
Cellular component (GO): extracellular region
Molecular function (GO): endopeptidase inhibitor activity
Source: RefSeq, a predicted model, not a curated record